AUGGCGACCCCUCGAGAAUCCUCACCUCCAGCUUCGAGCGGAGGAGAUACUAUUGACGAUGGUGCGCAACCGCAGCCAACAGAAAUCGAGCAAGACGAUCAGUCUACCGUUGAAGUCUCUGUCCUCACUCCGGGCGCAAAAGUACCCCGCAAACGAAAGACACCUGGCUCAGCUUCCCAGUCGCGCAAGAAGCGAGGUCCAUCCUUGCUGCACGAUGGGCCACCUGAGGCCACCGAAGAUGAAGGUAGCGUCGUCUCCGUCGCAAAGAGCAGCAAGAAGGCCGAAGGUACACCGGAUCCAACCCGCACCGUCGGCACAGCUGUAGGCUAUCGACGCCAGGCAAACGGCACUGUUGGAUCUGUCUACUCUGGCAGCAAGAUCAGACACAUCAAGAAAGAAGACGGAACUCCCCUAUGGCGGAAGGAGAUACAGUACGAGUUCCUUCGUCUCGUAAUCGAAGACAAAACCCCCGUCUUCACCCGCUACAGCGAUGGUAAGACAGGAUGCAACUUCGCCGACAUCUACAUCGAUUGUCUAGUCCAAAGCAGUAAGACCAGCAAGAUUCUCAAAGACCGCCUGCAAAUCGAUAGACAAGCUGCGCAGAACAUGGCCAUGAUUUGUCUCUUGGUCAAUGUAGGCAGGAUGAACACGACACUCAACUUCUUCCCGGAGAUGCGUGCUCAACUACGAACCUAUCACUCGAUUCCCUCGCUCCAGGCAUACAAGUCGCAAAAAGACUAUAAAUCGUUGCAAGAUGCACCACGACUGAAGUCAAUUCUGAAGGGCGCAAGCGAAGACGAUGAACACCCACGAUCUAUUCAAGCUCUGCAUCGCCGAAAAGUACCGAGAACCAACGCCGUCAACCUGAUCUUCGUCAUUUCGCAGUUCGCCCCUCGUAUCAGUGAGGAGCACUUCCUUGACAAGGUUGACUUCUUCGAUCUGACGAUGCGAUCCACCAUCUCCUCGAAAAGCCGCGCUCGUGCUUUCUUGUGGCUGAUGUGGUAUUACCUCGAGAGUGGCUUUCAAAAGGAAGAUGGCCUGGGGAAUCCUUUCGGAGCGGGGUCUUACCACCCGGAUGACGAUCCAAAUGAUCCGGAAGUCCUCGCUACUAUCGUCCCGACUCUCGAUCACAUCACUCCUGAAGAAGGAGAUGCAGAGAACUUCGAUCCCCCCGAAGAGCUCGAAUUUGCGGAGAAGAUGACUAAAGAGCGGAAGCGCAUCAUGGAGCAGGUUGCCAAUGAGCCGCCGCUCACUAUGGCCGACCCAAGCAACCCGGAGAACAAGUCUGUGAAACGUCUGAAGAAGAAUGCUGCCAUAUUUGGUGAAGAUGACAGCACCAUCAUGUCCGAUCUAGACUCUAGGGCGAGUCCUGGCCUUGGUCGAAGUCCAGCGCCAGGCGAGAACGUCAUGGCCAUGAAUUCGGCGCUGGGCGCUCAAGCCGAUAGCAUCGACGACGACUUCGAAAUGCAUGACCCCCACCCUGGACGAGGACGUUACAAGCGAGUACGCGGAAAGAACACUCCGUCGAGGUCCAAAGGAGUCGGUGCCCCUAGUUCUGGUAGAAAACGAGGUGCCGGUACUCCGGAGCUCAGAGCAACCCCUCAACCGCUACAGCCAGGAACCCAGAGUGUUCUGAGUCAGUACGGUCAGUCCAAGGCUGAGGGCUCGCUAGGUACUUCGGCUGCCGCACCGGGGAAGUCCAGGGCACGGACUGGCUAUCAGCGUGAGCUUGAGGAGCACAAACAGAAGCGAAUCGAGUGGGCUCUCCGGCAGAGACGAAAACAAAUGAUGGCUCAGGCAGCACAAGCCAGGGAGCAGACGCGUAUGAUUCUCCGAACGGCGCGUAGAGUCCAAGAUCUUGAAGCGACUUAUGACUCUGAGGAAGAGGGCGAUGGUAUCGCCUCAACAGGGCUAGGUGGUAUUAUCGGCCGAGUCUACAUCGCACCUGAUGAGGUUGUGCGAGAUGUCAGCACCUACGAGUCCGAAGACUGGGGCGAAGAAGUCGAGUCCUGGCUCAAAGCCACCAAGCGUAUCAGGCGGCGCCUCGAGGUCUGGGAUGGCGACCGGGAUAUCCAUACCUACAACGCCAGCAUGAGGCGCGCAGGUCGACCCAAAUCCUACCGGCCUGGCUUGGUUCACGAUGACAGCGAGGACUACAAGGGUGCUUACAGAACCUCGGCGCCACUGAUUUCCAGGACGGCUGAGACUGGUCCAAAGACUAAAAGGGAGAUGGACGCCCAGAUCGAGUUGGACCUGCUCGCAGAGAGAAGUGAUGGUGAUGAGGAAAUGGGCGACACCCCAAUGCAGGAUGAUGGAGAUGGCAUGGAAGCAGAUGUGGAGGGUGAAGGCGAGGGCAGCGAUGUGGCCAUGGAGUAA
Cyphellophora europaea CBS 101466 is the source of this 2376-nucleotide messenger RNA. RefSeq lists its product as uncharacterized. Bases 1 to 2376 code for a protein of 791 amino acids. Gene Ontology annotation, cellular component: Ino80 complex. NCBI's taxonomy places the organism in Eukaryota, Fungi, Ascomycota, Eurotiomycetes, Chaetothyriales, Cyphellophoraceae. The transcript has a single exon. The record is from RefSeq and is a predicted model, not a curated record.